Messenger RNA from Impatiens glandulifera, 441 nucleotides. Its product is annotated as small RNA binding protein 1-like. The coding region runs from base 1 to 441 and encodes 146 amino acids. NCBI's taxonomy places the organism in Eukaryota, Viridiplantae, Streptophyta, Magnoliopsida, Ericales, Balsaminaceae. The transcript has 3 exons. The record is from RefSeq and is a predicted model, not a curated record.
AUGAAGAUAAAUACGUAUGAGAACAACAUCGUCAACAAUACCUAUUCCAAAUUCGAAAAGAACUUCUUCAAAAGACAAUCUGAAAGGUCUGAGUGUGAAAAGGAAUUUAACAUGGAUCUUCAUCAGGAAGUUAUGGAUGGAAUGAAUCUUGUUCAAGAAAAUGCUGAAGCUGCCACUGAAAAAGAGAAAAACCUUAUUGCCCUUGAUGCUGAUAAUGUUAAAAAGGGGGAAGGAAGCUCAAGAGGAGGUGGAAGCAGUAGCUUAAGAGGAGGAGGUUACAGACCAACCAAAAGAGGUGGAGGUCGCGGUGGUGACCGAGGUGGAAGAAGUGGUGGAAGAGGUGGUAGUGCUCCCAGUGGUGGCCGUGCUCUCCAUCAAUUUCACAACCUACUGUCUAGUGAAGAGUUUUCUUAUCCAAACGUGAAAAGGGAAGAACAAUAA